CCCUUCAACCCUUCUUGUCUUGUUCAAUUUCAAUUUCAAUUUCAAAUUUCUCUACAUCUCUCUCUCAGACUCAGACCCAUGGCUUCUCUCCUCCGCCGCAUCCCGAUCGCCGCCGUCAUCCUCCUCCUCUCCCUCUCCGCCACCGCCACCGCACGCCCCUGCCGCAGCUUCAUCAUCUCCUCCUACUCCUUCCGCAACCCUUCCUCCAACACCUUCGCCACCAUCACCGAGAUCCGAUCCCUCACCCCUCUCUACAUCAACGACAAACCCUACGACAUCUUCUUCGACCACCCCCAAAACCACCACCAACAAAUCGAACCCCAACACGGCGCGUCUCUCCCACGCGGCCCCUUAGGGUUCUCCACCGCUCCUUACUACGACUUCACCUCCCUCCGUGACCGCACCAAGGACAUCCUCAGCGUCGCGCUUGCCCUCCUCUUCGGCCUUGGAUGCGGCGCUCUCACCGCCGCUACCAUGUACCUCGUCUGGUCCGUCUUCUCCGCCCGUUACGACUACCGCGCCGCCGUGUACGGCGAUCUCUCCGAUGACGAGGAGGUCGACAGCCCCAAGAAGACCGGCUACGUCAAGAUCCCCGCCGCUGAGGCUCCGGCCAAGGGUUCGGUAUGAGGAAUUUGGGAUUUUAUGUGGAUUGUUAAUAAUGAGAAUAUCAUAGUUAAAUUGAAUGUAGAUGAUGCCGAAAUGGUGCAAACUCUUGCCCUGUAUUAGUGUUCGUUUCUUGAUGAUCACUUGUUUAAUUUUGAAUUUCGUGUAUUUGUGUUGUUUUAAUAUGUAAUUGGAAAACCCUAGUAAUGGCGGUGUCGAUUUUCUGUAUU
Lotus japonicus is the source of this 833-nucleotide messenger RNA. RefSeq lists its product as uncharacterized. Bases 79 to 627 code for a protein of 182 amino acids. NCBI's taxonomy places the organism in Eukaryota, Viridiplantae, Streptophyta, Magnoliopsida, Fabales, Fabaceae. The transcript has a single exon. The record is from RefSeq and is a predicted model, not a curated record.